CCAGUUCGGUAUUGAUUUAUUAUUAUAGAGAUUUGUGUUAAAAAUAAAUUGGUUGCUUAUAUCGUCGAUUCCAUCAGGACCAAAAAGUAGAGUGAAAAAAAGUCAUGUUUUGUUCGAGCCGAAGAGGUGGCCGUAAAAUUUCACUCCUCUAUCCUAAUGAAUUCGCCAUCUUGUAAACGAAAAAAUAGUAGUGCCCAAACAAAGUUUUUAAAGUACGUUUAUUUAAUAAAAAAAAAUCGUGUUAAAUAGUUGUUUACAUAUUAAAUAGUGUCACAACAAAAAUAUUUACCUAUAAAACAACACCUGGGUUGCGAAAAUGGAAAAAGAAAAAGAUAAAACCAGCGAAAUUAAUAAAAUACCGACGCCGCAAGAUCAUUCGAGUUUACUAGACGCAGCUAACCUUUUCGGAGCGUAUUGGCCCCGAGGAGACGCAGCAGCUAAUCUAUUCGCUGUAGCAGCCGGCGGUUUCGGUCUACCGACACAUCCCUCUUUACAAUUCGGUAUGCUACCGAAUACCCCAGCAGUUAGCCGUCCUCUAUCGUCUUCCUAUCAAUCUACGACGUCUUCGGCGGCUAUUUACACCAACACGUUAUCCGCAGUGGCUAAUCAGGCGGCUACUUUGGGUAUACCGGCCGGAAGUGCCGCUUGGUGGUCGAUGGCGUCCCAAUUAGCCGCUCAGGAUUAUCUGGCUAGAUUGCAAGCUUCCGGAUUGAACUUCGCGGGUUUGAGCGGCAGUCCCGGCGAUUUUAACUACCCCAAUUUGGGUUUACCGUCUUUGGGGGGACAGCACAAGACUUCUAAGGGCUCUUAUAAAAGCGGACACUGCGCGACGGCUUCGGAUACGGUUAAAUCGUCUAUUGGCGGUUCUCGCGGUAAUUUAAAGUCGAAUUUGACGGUGAAAUCGUCAGAAAAGCAUGCCAAGGUGAAAAGUGGUGUCGAUCAGGGUAGAAGUGUAGGGAAAAGUGUGUUGCCGAGUAGCGAAAGCCCUAAGGAGUCUUCAUCUCCUUCAAAUUUGUUGGCAAGUUCUUUCGGUGUUAAUACGAGUUUGUCUUCGGAAAGUGGCGAAGUUGAUGGAUCUAAUUAUGCUUCUUCUAAUGUACUGAGUGAUCCAAAUUCGGUUUUAAGCGGAGUUCGGUUACCACCGGACACGGAAAUCAUCAAAUAUACAUCGUCAAUAGUAGGUCCUAAAAUACCCGGCACCACCAACAGGGGUAGGAAAAAAACAAUCAGUUUAGAUCCUCCUUUUGUAAGUUUACAUCCAUCGCCUGUGGGCGGUUACAUCGAAGGUUUGUCCAAAAAAAACGGUCAAGAGAUAUCACCGCCAUCAACACCGCCUGAUACUAACGGAAGUACGAAUUACGAAACUUCCGAUACUCCCGGAGAAUCCCCUUUGAAUUUAUCAGUAAAAUCCACCGUCGACGUACUAAAUUCGACGUUUCCUUUAGCGUCUUUAACCAGUAUUUCAUCGAGCAUCGGUUCCGAUCGAAUUUCUCGUCGCAAACCCGGUCCCAAACCACGUCGUAUCAUUUCCUCCACUAACCAACUCCCCCCGUCCCCUUCCGGUAACUUAUUCUCCCAUAUUUUCUCCCCGGUGGAUUCACCCAGAUCUCCGAGUCGAAACGAAGGUUCCGAUGGGGGUAGUUCGACGUCGUCUACGUGUACCAACGCCGUAACGUCGACGCCGGUCUCGCCGGUAUUGAAUUACAGCCACAAAGAAGGUAGACCUAGAAAUUUGGGUAGGGGUAUAAGUAAACCCAAAAAAAACACGGUGGCGUCGCUUUUGGCUCAAAGUAGAGCUUUGGGUAUAAAACCCGUACCCAUUUUGGAUCCCAAUACUUCCAUAAACCAACAAAUGAACAUAUUAAAAUCGAACAUAAUGGCGGCGCAACAAUAUCUAUCGGAAACCGCCGGCGCCGACGAACAAACUCUGAAUAAACUGCUGCAGGAGAAGAUGAAAGGGACGCAAAGCGAUUCGAGCACGGUGGACGCGACUUCCGAUUCCGAUAAUUUAACCGAUUCGAAUCACACCGACUCGGAAAUGGAAAUCGAGGUGGUCGCUAAAAAGCCGAAACAUUACGACGAGAGGUUGCUGAGAAUCCCGUUGGAAAAAGGGUGGAAAAGGGAAACCGUGAUACGGGGGUUGUCGAAAAACGGUUUCCUUAAAGGGGACGUUACGUACGCGGCGCCCGAUUCGUCGAAUAAAUUCAAACAGAUGUCGGAUGUUACUCAGUAUUUAGAGUAUCAGAAGUGUCCUGAUCUUUCGAAGGAAAAUUUCACGUUCAGUUGUAAAGUUAUUAUCGGUAAUUACCUUCAACCCGUGCCCACCGAAUUACAAGUCGACGGUAACGAGUUCAUUUAUCUAACAGAAGAAGAUAUGAAUAAGAGAUUAGACGAAUUCGGUACGUCGUUGAGACCGAGUUUACCGGUAGAACAGAGAAUAGAAAUGGCUAGGAAACAACAAGCGGCAAGGGAGGCGGCCAGACAGGAUAGACAGGAAAAGGAACAUACGAAAAUGGUGCAAGAAAACAACGAAACGAUAGAAAAACAGGAACAAAUCAAAAUGGAAAAGGAUGCGAAAUAUCAUCAAACGAUCGAAGAUAAAGAAUUGAAAAGACAACACGCCGCUUUGAUAAGAGAACAGGAAAAAGAAAGAAAACGCCAACACGCCGUAUUGAUAAAGUGCUUGGAAAAUAGGAGGAAACUCGAGGCGCGCGAACGCAAAAAACAACAACUGCUCGCCGAAAAACAGGCCAACAAAGAAAAGAAACUCGAACAACGCAAACAGGAAUUGGAAAUUUUAACGGAAAUCCGGAAACCGUGCGAAGAUCUCGAACUCGAUCCGACUCAUUUGCCCGAUUACGAUCGCGUACCCGGUUUGAAAUUGUGCGGAAAAGCGUUUUCCGAUAUACUGAUGGUGUUCGAAUUUUUGCACAACUUCGGCGAAACGUUGGGCUUCGAUAUGGAAUCCCUACCGACGCUCGAUUCCCUCCAACACGCCCUAUUACCCGACAAAAACUCCUCGGAAGCCGAAGAAGAACUAUUCUCGGUGAUGACUCAUUUAUUGGUGUGCGCCAUCGAGGAUCCCGGUAUACCGCAUCCGGCGCGGUACACGACGAUGUUGGGACAGAGUUUGCGACAGGCGGAUAUGACGCCGUUGAAUAUCAGCGAAAUUUUGAGGUUAUAUUUGUACGCGAACGCGACGGCGGAAAUCAAAGCUCUCACCGGAAUACAUUUCGAAAGGGAACGCGAAAAGAGGAUAGCCGAUCAUCAUCAGAACGACGACGAGAUGUCGAUUACGCAAGUCGGAAAAAACGCCCCCUAUUACGAAUUGUUGCACAAUACGCAGACGUUCAAAUUGUCGGAUUUGUUGAAGAACAGGCCGUUCGCGAGUUUGGCGCCGACAACGAAAGCGGAAAUUUUGGCGUAUCUGUGUAACGAGUUGUUGCAGAACAAGGCGGUCAUCAGACAAAUCGAAAAUUCCUUGGAAACGGUCGCCCAACAGAAAAAAGAAAAAUGGUUGUUGGAUAUGAAGAUAAGGAAACUAACGUUGCUCCACAACAAGAAAAUCCGUUUCGAAAAUAUCGAAAAACAUCUGAAAUUUGACGAAGAUCCUCUGGUCGAUUCUCCUUCUUUAAACAAAGACGAAUUGUUGGAAGAAGAAGAAAACGAACUGAGCGAAAACGAAAGCGUCGGCACCCAACCCGAAGAGGAAGAAGAUAACAAAUUGUCGCAAGAGGAAUUGGGGAAAAAAUUGGAAAAAUUCGCGAAAACUUCGGAGAUACAUUUCAAUACGUUGAAAACGGCGAGUUUACAACUAAGGGCGAUCUGCUUCGGGCAAGAUCGCUAUUACCGAAGGUACUGGUCGCUGCCGAAGGCCGGCGGUAUAUGGGUGGAAUCGAUGGAAAGCGCCGAGCCGGAUUAUCGAUGCGUCGACGACGUCGAAUUGGGCAGCGACGGCGUCCAAGGCUCCAGCGAUUUCGACAAUUCUAGCCAAAAAGAAGAAGAGGACGAUAUCGGUAUAGACGAGGAAAUCGAUAGGAUAAUGGAGGGCGGUAGCGAAGGGGAGGAUAACGAUUCGAGAUUGAAGGACGUCGAAGAGGAAAAGGAAACGUACGAGAACGGAGAACGAAAAAAUGAAACGCCCAAAGAGACGAACGAUUCGGAAAAAAGCGAAAAUUGCGACGCGGAAACGUCGGAAAUUAACGAGGAAUUGAAUAAUACCGAGGAGGAGUACGAAAGUUUCGGCGGCAAAACGUUCAGUUUGUUCGAAAGGUUGGGGCAGUGCGUCGAACGCGAAAAUAAGACCGAAGAGGAUCUCAAGAUUGAAGUUAAGGCGGAAGUUAAGGAAGAAUUGAAAAACGAAAUACUGAACGAACUCAAAACGGAAAUGAAACACGACACCUUCACCGAAAACGAUCAAGACGACGACCACGAACCGAAAUGGUUCAGCAUCUUGAACUCCGACGCCACCACGUGCGACGAAAUCAACUUGAGCUCGGGCACCAGGUGGGAGAACGGCGUCGGACCUUGCACCAAAGACAUAAUGGAAUUGAAAAUCCCCGUUUUCCCGCCGCCGGCCACCGAUUCCAAUUAUUGCGACAGUCCGACGCCCCUACAACUCACCCCCGAGGAAAGUUUCCAAUUGGAAUACAUACGGAAACACGGCGCCAUCAAGACCAAUAGAAAACAGAACGUCCCCUCCAAAAUGAAAUACGGUUGGUGGAGGAUAACGGACGUGACUCGUCUCCGGGAGAUAUUGGACCAUCUCCAAGUUAGGGGUAUACGGGAAAGGGAAUUGAAGAGGAACAUCGUCGGUAUAAUGCAAGCGAUGUACGACAAAAAAGGCAGAUUGGUCGUCGAAGACGGUAGCGCCGAUUUGACUACGUUGAACGACGAACCGAUCGACGACGUCAAAUUUAUCGAAGACGGCGUUCCAGAACCCGACGUACCGGGCACUUGGAGCGUCGAAUUGGAACGUAAAAUCGAUUUCGUAUUAUCGGAACAAUUGGAAAAUUUGGAGGAUAAAGUCGCCAACGCUAGUAUGCAAUCGAAAGGUUGGAAAAUACAACAUGGAGAUUUCGAGGAAAUGUCCCACGAGGAAAUCAUAGCGACCAUCAAACGUCGAUUGGCCUCGUUGGAGAUGAACAUCGAGAGACGGUAUCUUAAACCGCCGUUGGGUGUCAGUAUCGGCGAUUCCCAUUUGGCGCAACUAAAUCAAGAAUCCUCCAACAUUUCGUCGUCGUCCUCUCAGACCGUCCCCGACGACAUCCCCAAAGGUUUAGCGACUUGGAGGGAAGCCGUCAACCGUAGCCUAUCGGCCGCCCAAUUAUCCAUGUGCAUAUACGCUUUGGAAUCGUCGAUAGCUUGGGAUAGGAGUAUAAUGAAAGCGAACUGCCAAUUCUGUUUGAGCGGCGAUAACGAGGACAAACUGUUACUGUGCGACGGUUGCGACAAAGGAUAUCACACGUACUGCUUCAAACCCGUCAUGGAUACUAUACCGGAAGGGGAUUGGUACUGCACCGAGUGUUUGAACAAAGCGACGGGGGAGAGGAAUUGCAUCGUUUGUAGUAAGAAGACUUCGAACACUGGUUGCAAAUUGGUGUCGUGCGAAUUGUGCCCGAGGGCGUAUCACACCGAUUGCAUACAACCGAAUCUACCGAAAAUGCCGCGCGGGAAAUGGUAUUGCUCGAAUUGCGCUUCGAGGAAACCGCAGAAGAAGCCGCAGAAAAAACCUCCCAAGUCGAUUAAGGAAACGGAAACGAACGAACAACCACCCACUAGUCCGACGCCGUCGCACAGUUCGGCGACGACUAACGAAGACGUUUCGACGUUGAACAGCUCGCAGAGCGAUACGUCGACGUCGAUCGUUAACGUCGCCGCCUCGGCGGGCGCCGAUUCGCCUUCGUCGUCGAUCAACAACAAAAAACAAGAAAAACAAAACAAAAAAUUAUCGAAAGAAUUGGCGGCGUGCAAAACGAUAUUAGAAGAUCUGGAAUGCCACGACGACGCAUGGCCGUUCCUCUUACCGGUCAACACCAAACAAUUCCCCACUUACAAGAAGAUCAUCAAGUUACCCAUGGAUCUGUCCACAAUCAAGAAAAAAUUGACGGAGCAACAGUACAGAUCGAAGGACGAGUUCUGCGCAGACGUCAGGCAGAUUUUCAACAAUUGCGAGACGUUCAACGAAGACGACAGUCCGGUGGGGAAAGCGGGACAUUCGAUGAGACAGUUCUUCGAAAUUAGAUGGAACGAAUUGCAUUUGUCGCACAGUUGAGACAAUCCGUAUAACGCCCGAGGGCGAAAGGGUUGAUAUGCGUUUUUUGUUGUUUCUAUUUUUUUUUUUUUCGAUCGCGUUUAUGAAAUCGUCUAUUUAUUUAUUUAUUUAAUCAUUUUUUUUUUCGUUUUCGUUUAUUUCUUGGGGAACGGACUAUAACUUUAUUUGGGAACGGACUAUAGCGCCUACGAUUCGGAGGAGAAUGAAGAAAAGUUACGGUUCGUUGGGAAAUAUUGCGGAAAUUGAUGCUGUGGAAAAAACUAUCGAUAAUUUACGGAAUUCUACUAAAAAUUGACAGAAUACUACAAAAAAUUUACAGAAAACUAUAAUAAAACUACAAAAAUUUACAGAUAACUACAAUAAAACUACCAAACAGUACAAAACAUUCACAGAAUAUUACAAAAAUUACCAGGAAACAAAGUUUUACAGAAAAUACAAAAAUUUGACAGAGAAUUAUAAUAAAACUAACAGAAAACUACCAAAAAAUACAAAAAUUUACAGAAAACUACUGAAAAAUAAAAAAAAUUCAAGAAAACUACAAAAAACUACCGAAAAUACAAAAAAAUCAGAAAACUACCAAAAAUACAAAAAUUUACAGAAAACUGAAAAAAACUACCAAAAAACAAAAAUUUACAGAAUACUACAAUAAAAUACAAAAAUUUACAGAAUUUUGCAAAAAACAUGCGGAGAAAACUACAAAAACUUUUAAAAAACACAAAUUUACAGAAUACUAUAAGAAAAUACAAAAAUUUACAGAAUUUUUCGAAAAACAUGCAGAUAACUACAUAAAGACUUAAAUUACAAAAAAAUUGUAUGAUACUAAUACAACUGAAAAAUUUUUGGGACAAACUAGAAAAAGAGAAGAAAAAUUAGCCGCAAAUUUUAAAGAAUAAUAACAAAAAACUACAAAAAAUUUAAUAACCUAUAAUAAUUAGAAGAUGAUCCACGAAACAACAAACAGCUGACAGGCGAUUACAAAAAACUGACAAACGACUAAAAAAAUUGCUAAAAACCGGCAAAACACUACAAAAAACGAUCAAAUCUGUCAGACCACUUCAAAAUUGACAAAGAAAUACAAAAAAAGUAUGGAAAAUCUGACGGAAAUCUGGAAAAAACGACUAAAACUGACAGACGAUUACAAAAAUGAUAAAAAGCUGACAAACGAUUACAAAGACGGUAAAAAAAACUGACAGAAUACAAUAGUAAACGAGAAAACCAGACAAAAUAAUAGAAAAAGCUGACAGACGUCUACAAGAAUGAUAAGAAAACUGACAGAAAUCUGAAACAGACAAACGACUGUAAAAAGUGACUAAAACUGACAGAUUUAUUCGAACAAUGAUGAGAAAACAGACGACUACAAAAUGGCGACUGAAACUAACAGAUUUGAAGAAAUAGAAAAAAAAUAACAGUAAACUGUAAAGAGGUUACUAAAACUGAUAGAUUGUUGUGAAAAACGAUAAAAUCUGACAGAUGACUUCGAGAAUAACUGACAGAAUACUAGAAAAAGUCCACUAAAAUCGAGAGAAAUUCAAUAAAAUUGUCAAAAACCACAGGAUAUUACAAAAAAAACGAGGAAAGUCUACAACAAUGAAAUGAAAAGGGACAAAAGACAACAAAAAACGAUACGACUCCUCCCGAUUGGGGACGAACGGACUAUAACUUCGAAAUUUACUAUAAAAUUUAUCGUAAUUGGAUAAAAAUAAAUAUUAUUAAAGUAAUCCAUACGUGAUGGUGAAAAAAAAAACGAUUUCUUCUUCUUUAUCUUAUUCCUCAUAUGUAUUUAUAUAAUUUUGUAAAAUAAUUUAUUCGCUAGGUUGUAACGAUAUUAAUUUAUGUUUCGCCCUGUAUUUCGACGUACGUGUCAAACACAAAAUAAUUUGGAACGUAAUUAAAAAAAAGGUUUCCGAAAAAAAAAACUAUUUUCGAGUAAA
This is a messenger RNA of Diorhabda carinulata, 8205 nucleotides long. RefSeq names its product bromodomain adjacent to zinc finger domain protein 2B (gene tou). The record is from RefSeq and is a predicted model, not a curated record. Lineage: Eukaryota; Metazoa; Arthropoda; Insecta; Coleoptera; Chrysomelidae. Bases 317 to 6274 code for a protein of 1985 amino acids. Gene Ontology annotation, molecular function: DNA binding; protein binding. The transcript is spliced from 18 exons.